Messenger RNA from Durio zibethinus, 657 nucleotides. RefSeq names its product cysteine proteinase inhibitor-like. The record is from RefSeq and is a predicted model, not a curated record. Gene Ontology annotation, molecular function: cysteine-type endopeptidase inhibitor activity. Lineage: Eukaryota; Viridiplantae; Streptophyta; Magnoliopsida; Malvales; Malvaceae.
AAAAUCUUAUUUUUGUCAUUUCGUACCUCUGAUUUUCUAUAAAAACACACACUUGGAUAUAAGAAUCACAUGUAAAAAAAAAUUAUCAGAAAAACAAGAGAAAGAGGAAUGGCAAAAUUGGGUGGAGUUAGCCAGGUUGAUGGAAACGAGAAUAGUCAGAAGAUGGAAAACCUCGCUCGUUUUGCUGUUGAUGAACACAAAAAGAAGGAGAGUACGAUGCUGGAGUUUAGGAAAGUGUUGAACGUAAAGCAGCAAGUGGUUUCUGGGAUUAUGUACUACAUAACAUUGGAGGCAAUGGACGGUGACAAAUUGAAAAUUUAUGAAGCCAAAGUGUGGGAGAAGCCUUGGAUGAAUUUCAAAGAGUUGCAGGAUUUCAAGUUUAUUGGUGAUGCCCCUGCUGUUUGCACUGCCACCGCUUAGAGUGACAGAAGAUUGGUGGUGAAAGGACAUCAGGAUAUCAAAGACGUGUCUCCUUUAAAUAAAUGUAAUUAUGUAUUAUUUUAAUUCGGAUUUAACGUGUGCUAAAUUCAGUGGUGUUAAGCAAAUCUAGAACACAAAUAUAAAUUGAAGAAAGUAAAUAAUUUACUUGCGUUGUUUCCCUUUUACCUUUCCGUUGUUUCUUCUUCUGUAAUUUCUAUAGUUAAAUUAAAUUUAAUA